AAGGGUACGUAACACUUUACCAUACAGGAAAGUAUGUGAAGAAAACAACCACACACAUACACAUUGCCACACAGCGUCCCGUUUUGAGUACACUGAUGUCAUGUGAACUGUUACACGCUACCACAAAUGAUAAGUGUUUGGCAAUGCAGAUUAUUUUAGACGUAUGUGCAUGUAUUAUGAACAGAUGUGACCGCUGUUUGUUGGAGAGACUGAAGUCAGGGGAAAAUGUUGUCGUUGCGGAGGGAUAUCUUUUUGAGUUUGAGAGAAGAGGUUACCUUAAAGCCGGAAGUUUUAUACCAGAAGUUGUCCUCGAACACCCUGAAAAGGUCAAAGGGUUGCACGAAGAGUUUGUCCAUGCCGGAAGUGACGUCGUGUUAGCUUUUACGUACUAUGGACAUCGUGAAAAGCUAAGACAGUGCGGACGUGAAAGAGACCUGGAAAAGUUAAAUGUUACCGCCUUGAAAAUCGCUCGCCAAGUAGCAGACGACACAGGAACACUCAUGGCGGGAAACAUCUGUAAUUCGUGUGUAUACGAGGUCGGCAACCCAGCAUCAAUAGAAACGACACGAAACAUGUUUAAGGAACAGAUCGAAUGGGCUGUAGCAGGCGGAGCGGAUUACAUUGUCGCAGAAACGUUCCACAAUGUGGGAGAAGCAUUAUUAGCGCUCGAAUGUAUAAAAGAAUACGGAAAGGUACCUGCUGUCAUCACCAUGGGAAGUUCGGCGAAUGGUUUGUCCUCUGAUGGUUUUACACACGUGGAGGCGAGCCGUCGACUGGAGGAAGCAGGAGCGGACGUAGUGGGACUCAACUGUACACGGGGACCAGCCACCAUGAUGCCAUUCCUUGGGGAGAUUCGGCAACAGUGUAAAGGACCAAUAGCCGCGUUGCCUGUGUUGUACAGAACCACGCCCGCCCAACCAACCAUGCAGUCUCUCAUUAAUCCUGAAACUGGUAAAUAUGCCUUUCCGAGUGAUCUUCCUGCGAUGGCCUGCUCAAGAACGGCUGUUCGCGAAUUCGCACGGGAAUGUCUGAAGAUAGGAGUGCAGUACAUUGGAUUAUGUUGCGGAAACAGUCCGCAUUACAUCCGGGAGGUGGCGGAAGAAUGUGGAAGAAGUCCUCCGGCCAGCAGAUAUUCCCCAAAUAUGUCUGAACACUACAUAUUCGGUGGUAACGUCAAAGAAUAUCAUGCCAAAACGUUACUCAACGAAAUAAGGACCUGAACUGUGCGAAGAAUUU
Mizuhopecten yessoensis (Yesso scallop) is the source of this 1236-nucleotide messenger RNA. Its product is annotated as betaine--homocysteine S-methyltransferase 1-like. Lineage: Eukaryota; Metazoa; Mollusca; Bivalvia; Pectinida; Pectinidae. Bases 96 to 1220 code for a protein of 374 amino acids. The record is from RefSeq and is a predicted model, not a curated record. Gene Ontology annotation, molecular function: zinc ion binding; methyltransferase activity. The transcript is spliced from 8 exons.